GCACUCAAUCUAUUUUCCAAUUUCGAUACCAUUUUCCCAGUUACUUUCCUCACCUAACCCUGCUACUACUUUUCAUACAUAUAAAUAAUCAUAAUUUUGUCCAUUCUUCCAACUCCAGCCACAACCAGUGGCAUAGCCCAGAGUUUUAACGCUCUGUUCCUGCUGCAUUCAAACAUACCCAAUUUCAUUUUUUAUUCUUAAAUCCAAUGUCUGAGGUUUGGAAGUAUUGAGUGGAAGAAUUUGAUGUUGGGGUGAUGGAUCUGGCAAAAAGAAAAGGUCGUGGUGAAGUUUUGGAUCGUGUUGAUGGAAGGGUGGGUGAGGAUUUGAACCAAUUGGUUGAAGGAAAUGCAAUUGAUGCAGGAGGUGGACAUAGCUUGGAUGAAAGAGUUAGUGGAAGUGGGGAAGAUGAGACUACAGAAGAGACGUGUAAUGGUCUUGGUUUGAAUGUGGAGCUAAAGGAGGGGCUGCAAGAAGUUAAUGAUCAGAACCUGGUUGGACCUCGAGAAAUUAAUGAUACAUUACAUGGGGUUGAUCAAGGAACCAGUAAUAGUUCAAGAAAUUUGGUUAGUGGGGAAGUACCUGAGACUUGUGUUGUAAUAGAUCCUUCCGCACAGAUGGAUUGUGUCAGUGGAGAAAAUAGGAAAUUGGAAGCAAAACCUAAUCAUUCAGGUUUGAGCAAGUUGUCCAAGAAAGUGACAAAAGGGGUGUCUGACAUCGAUAAAAAUUCAUGUGUGAUUGAUAUAAACCGUGGCAGCUGCGACGGUUUUAGUGAGAAUCUGGAAGGUGAAUUGAUUUGUAGGAUUUGCCAUCUGGCCUCUGGGCAACCAUUAGAAGCAGAAGCUGUUGGCACUGUAAGUAGUGCUACUACUACGAAUACAGAUUUGAUUCAGCUUGGUUGUGCUUGUAAAGAUGAAUUAGGCAUUGCUCACAGUCAUUGUGCUGAGGCAUGGUUCAAGAUUAAAGGAAACAGUUGGUUAUUGCAUGUAGCUCGUUGCCGUUUCAUUUUUCGCUGGUUACAUCGCUAACUGGAGAACCAAUAUCAUCCUUGUGCACCCUGACACAUGGAGUUUUUAGUAGUAAUUGACUUCAACGAAGGGUGAGUUGGGCAAGUGCAUCCACAGACACUCAGUUGGUUUUCCUUCUGAGGUAUUAGCUAAUAGCUUGGCUUCUGUUGUUGCGAGCUGAGGUUAAUUGACAUCCCAAAUUCCAAAUAACGGCACCAGGUCUUAGUUUGGUAUAGUUGCAUAUUUGAUGACCUCUUUUUGUUGACAAAACUACAACACAGCCAAUUUAGAAUUUCAUAAAUAACCCAAUAGCUUCUUUUGGUCUUAUACCUUGCUUGGAAAUGAAGGUCCCCUUUUGAUCUUAAAAAUGUCAUUUUUUGGGUUGGAACUUAACAUUUACUGCAUAAUUUGGAGGAGACAAGCAGAAUCUCAUGAUAUAAUACCUACCAUUUUACCUACCAUGAGAAAGGGCCAUUUGCU
Molecule: messenger RNA, 1484 nt
Organism: Vigna radiata var. radiata (mung bean)
Lineage: Eukaryota; Viridiplantae; Streptophyta; Magnoliopsida; Fabales; Fabaceae
Exons: 3
Coding region: 255-1025 (256 amino acids)
Molecular function (GO): zinc ion binding
Source: RefSeq, a predicted model, not a curated record